AUGUAUCAGCUAUUUCUGCUUUUAUUAUCAGCAUUUAAUGUAAUUAAUAAUGCAAAUGGUGCGGAGGAAAAUAUUGGCGAAGCGAAAUUACAAAUAGAAAGAGGUAAGCUAUCAUGUCAUAAUGGUUGGGUACCGUAUGCAUCAAUCGGAUCAAAUAAAUAUACGUAUUGCUUGAAGAUUUUAACUGUAUUCCGAAUGACUUGGCAUCAAGCUGAAGAAAGUUGCCGACAAGUUGGAAAAGAUGCUCAUCUAGUUUCGAUACAAACAAUCGAACAAAAUCAUUGGCUUACAGAAGCGGUUUAA
This is a messenger RNA of Loa loa (African eye worm), 303 nucleotides long. RefSeq lists its product as hypothetical. The transcript is spliced from 2 exons. Lineage: Eukaryota; Metazoa; Nematoda; Chromadorea; Rhabditida; Onchocercidae. The record is from RefSeq and is a predicted model, not a curated record. The coding region runs from base 1 to 303 and encodes 100 amino acids.